Messenger RNA from Pseudophryne corroboree (corroboree frog), 3240 nucleotides. It is a transcript of the gene SENP5, whose product is annotated as SUMO specific peptidase 5. Gene Ontology annotation, molecular function: deSUMOylase activity. The coding region runs from base 620 to 2821 and encodes 733 amino acids. Gene Ontology annotation, biological process: protein desumoylation; proteolysis. The transcript has 10 exons. NCBI's taxonomy places the organism in Eukaryota, Metazoa, Chordata, Amphibia, Anura, Myobatrachidae. Gene Ontology annotation, cellular component: nucleus. The record is from RefSeq and is a predicted model, not a curated record.
GUACCUGGCGGGCCCGGCGCGCAUCAGCUCAGUCACUGGGAUGCAGCUCAGCUGCUGCCUCCUCCUGUAUAGCACAGGGUAUAUAUAAUGUAAGCGUAGCACCCACCCGCAGCACUGACUGAUAGGCACCGACAGUGCUGAUGCGGCUGCGUCAUUUGACCCGGCGCAACCCCCCCUCCUUUCUCUGCGGGAGGCCAGUCACGUGCUCCGUUCCGGCUGCGCUUCGCCCUGUGUUGCUUUUUGUCCCUUGUGAUACCCCGUACAGGAGGCGUCGAGCUGUGUUUUGGGCCAGAAGGAAGCUAGAGCCCCGGGGCCGCUGUACUGUGUGCUCCGGUCUCCCCGUCCCAGGCAGCGGCGCCCGUGUAGCAGCACCCUUCCCCCGCAAGAGCAGAUGUGCAGCACGGAGCAGUCGCUGCACUGAUGGCCGCUCUCUUGGGGCCUGUGUGAUAAAGACUCCCAGGCCGGUGUACGGGCCUGGUCCCAGCAGCACGCUUCCCGUCCCCCUGUAUCCGGAGGCUGUGGCCGACUCCUGUCAUGUGUGCUAGUGGUGAUGUGAGUGGGAGAGUCCACGCUGCUUGCUCUGCUGAGGUUCUCCUAAAGUUCAGGAUGUUGCAUAAAAAUGAAAGUACAUAAAUCAUCACGUCAUAGAAGAGGUGUAUUCCCGGCCUGGUCUACAUCAUGGACUACGCUAUUUGGAGGAUUUAACAGUUUUCUAUCCUGGAGACACCAUGGUUUCUUAUACAGAAAGUUGACGAAUAGGCGCAUAAAGAAAGUCCGCAAAAAUCAGCAGGUUGGAAGACGUAUAGCCAAACAACGAAAGAAAAGGAAAUCUACUGGACAGGCCUCCAGGUUAAGCCAAAAUAGCUUAAACAAGAAAGAACUGAAUUGUAAAAAUAAAUUGAUUAAUUGUUCUUCUGACAUUGUUACUGUGAGUAGAAAAGUAGCAAGACCACAGAGAACCCAAAAACAAAAGAAAUCAGAUGCAGGUAAAACAGUGUCUUUAGUUGGUGCAUUCAGUAACACUCUUAACUCUAAUAACAUUGCUACUGUGUCUAAAAAGACCACUGAGGCACAGAAACGCAAGGAUAACCAUGAGCACUCCCUUGUAACUUGUAAGCAACCUGGAAAAAGACCUCGUCCAUCAUUAAAACAAAGAUGCUGUGGAGGAUUAUGGCUGCUGAGAAGUUGUGAUUUGUUUUCUACUGGAAGGGUGCCCUUAUUUAUGAUGAAUAGAAAACCUUCUCAUUUUACAGCUCGUGGUAGAUUACAGUCUCAAAAAAGAAAGAGAAGCUUUAAAAUACUGGAUUUUCACCGGCUGUGGUUUCAGAAAGGCUUUUGGAAUUGCUGCAGAAAAACUCUGAGAAGCAAACUUUACAAAGUAUAUUCCUAUUUGAAAUCGAGAAUUCAGAGACCCAUAAAGGCAGUAAGCAGGUCAUACGGUAUGAACAAUAACACUUCAGGGAUUUUAUGCGAUAUCCAACCAUGCACAACCAAAAGCUGCCUAAAAGAUGAGACUGUCAAGUUGCAGAGUGUAGAGUCUCAGUUUGCAACUGUUGCAUCCAGCAGAUCUCUAUUAAAGGACAACCAGCAGCCACCGUUCUGCACGACUGCUCAGUGGUGUUCUGGAGAGACUGUACACAAGAGACUAAGUGAUGUUCCCACUAUUAAUGGUUAUCCAGGUGAUGUGUAUGUAUUAACAGAAAAAGAGAUAUCUAUAUCAUGUCACGAGGACACAGACGCACAGGGGGAUGAGACAGAUGCUUUCAUGCUCCUGGCUCCUGACAAAGUGCAAGUGUGUGCGAGUGAAAAUGUUGGAUACCAGGACAAUGCUUCCUUGGAAACAAUGGAGAAUGGGGACGAUUCCUCCCCCAUGGAGGUUGAUGAAAACACAGACUCGGAUUUAUUUAGUACAAAGCUAUUAGAUCACCCUUACUGUAAAAGUCCUUUGCAAAAGACCACACUUGAAGAAGAAUUAGAUGUUUCAACGAAACAGGGGUUAAAGAAUGGCCAGAAAAUAAUCACUAUCACAGAUGAGCAAUUGGAAUCCUCGAUUUGUGGUGUUCUAAAUGAGGUCAUAAAGAAAUAUGGUAGCUUGUUUCCAUUUUCUGAGAAGGAUAUACUGACUCGAUUAAAAGAAGUUUUCAACAUGGACUUUACUCACAGGGCACCUUUCAUUAGCAAGGAAAUAGCAAAGUUCAGAGCCAAGCAUUCCAGAUCUAGUGCGUGCAAUUUUCGCAUCAUCUAUAAUAAACACAUGCUUGAUAUGGAUGACCUGACUACUCUAGAAGGGCAGAAUUGGCUCAAUGAUCAGGUUAUUAACAUGUAUGGUGAACUCAUAAAAGAUGCAGUACCAGACAAGGUACACUUCUUCAACAGUUUCUUUCAUAAACAACUCAUGACCAAAGGUUAUAAUGGGGUGAAAAGAUGGACUAAAAAGGUGGAUUUGUUCAAAAAAACCCUGCUGUUAAUUCCCAUACACCUAGAAGUCCACUGGUCUCUCAUUACUGUGAAUAUCCCCAAUAAAAUCAUUUACUUUUAUGAUUCCCAAGGCAUUCAUUUCAAAUUUUGCGUGGAGAACAUACGCAAAUACUUAAUUACAGAAGCUAAGGAGAAAAAUCAAGAAGAGUUUCUUCAGGGGUGGCAGAGUGCUGUUAACAAGUGCAUUCCACAACAGAAGAAUGACAGUGACUGUGGCGUGUUUAUGCUUCAGUACUGUAAGUGCCUCGCUCUAGAACAGCCUUUCCAGUUCUCCCAAGAAGACAUGCCUCGUGUGCGAAAAAGGAUAUACAAAGAACUCUGCGAUUGCAGACUCAUGGAUUAAACAUUAAAGCUACUUUUUACUGCCCACUUCGGAAAUAUUUCAGCUGUACUUGAAUUAAAGUAUACUUCCACAAUUUUUGAACAUUGCUUUAGAAGGGUGGUUGACCCUCCAUUGUUACCUCAGAUGUUCCUUUUUUAAUUUAAUUUUUUAUUUCUCUUUUGGGACAUGAACUUGGUCAGCUGUGGGACAUUGAGCAAAGCUGCCAUUAAAUCUAUGUGGCUUCAUUUUGGUUUUGUAUUUAAUAUUUAUUAUGUAAGCAUGCAAAUACGCAAAAGCAUGCCGCAGUAAAACAAAAACUGUAGAUUUGACGCACCUUUGACUUGUAGAUAGAACUUAUAAAGAGUUUUAAUUUUGUUUAAAUAUAUAAAAAUAGCAGGUACAUUUUUCCUGAAAUCAUUAAAUCUGUAUUUACUUUCAAA